CGACCCCUCCGUGUACAAAACUGCAAGACGAGAAAGCUGAGAUCUUUCUUCUUGGCUCAACAUACCCACCCUCUGAAAUGGGAGAUGGGGCCGUCUUAUUGGGCAGUAGGGGGUCGACCUGAAGACCCAUCCAGAAAAGCUGGAAAACCAGUCCAGACGUCCUCUGAUCAGCUUAUUCAAGCUACAAUGUGUGCAUUUACAGCCCAUUUUCUGCACUUACACAAUGUUUUUACACAAUGUUGGUAAUGACAAGACAGAUGCCACCUCUUUGUUUGAAUAAAAUAGCCUUCCUAGCCUAGUAAUUAGGUCGAACAAAAUCACCAAGUUCUUUCGCCUGAGAGAGGCAGUAUCUUGUCACAACCCUUAUUUGGCUGAAACUUUCUGAGACAGAACUGGAGAAGUUCUGCCCGAGCGAGUCCUGACUAAACUCUAGUCUGUUUUUGAGAUUUAUCAGCUUUCUUGCUGCGGAGCAGACGCACACACACUUCUUGUGUUGCUGGCAAAUCCCACAGCUUUUGGGGAAAGAGCGGAAAUAUUUGGCCUCACAAAACUGCCCGAAACCAGUGGUUUCAGCCAUGAGACUAAACCUGAUUCUGGCACUUUUACUCCUCGCCUGUCUGACCUUCAGCCUCGCAAAAGAUCAGAGACGUCCCUUGGCACGAGAUAGAAGACGAGGUGAUGGAGCAAAACGAGCAAGAAAACAGACAUCUAAUACCGCCUUGCAGCAGGGAAGAACAGCAGAAAGCAAUGGACAAUAUGGAUCUAUUUUCAUUGAGUCUUACAAGAAUACAAAGGGGCCAAAGCCAACCUAUGAAGCGAGUGCAGGAAAAACAGAGCACUGUGUAUUUCGAGGCAUCGCCAUGUAUGAUAAAACUGUUUGGUCGCCAAAGCCAUGCGUGAACUGCCUGUGUUCCAGUGGUGAGGUGGUCUGCGACCGAAUACUGUGUCCCACCCUGCAGUGCCAACUCAAAUUUCAGCCAAUCGAAGAGUGCUGCCCAAUUUGCAUUGACCCAGCUAUCGAUGACCCUGAGUUUUCUGGUGACCCUCCCGCUCCCAACAUUCUCGGAGAUCCCUAUGAUGAAAUAUCACAAAGCCAGAGAGAUAAGAAAGACAGACUAAAAAAGGAUGAAGAGGAACGGAUUCGCAAAAAAGAUGCUGAACGCAAGCAGAGGGAGAAACAGAAAAAAGAGGAAGCUGAGAGACAGAGAAAGUUAAAAGAGGCGAAAGAAGCCAGAGAAAAAGAAGAGGAGCUAAGGAGGCUACGAGAGGAGGAAGAGGAGAGAGCAGCAGCGGAAGAGAGGAGGAGAAGGAUGGAAGAACAGCGGAGGGCUGAGGAGGACAGGGCUCAUAGGCUGGAGAUGGAGCAAAGAGAGAUGAUGAGAGCUCUGGAAGAAGCAGCCGAACGUGCUCAGGAAGGACUCCGUGGAGACAAGGCCACUGAAGACGAGGACAUGGUUUGGUUGAGGGGGGACGUUUUCCAAAUGCCACCAGCUCCUCCAACGAGAGCAGCAGAUCCUACUCUUCUCUUAGCUCUCCAAGAGCCAAACGAACCGGGUGAGGAGGACCAUGAACUGGGCGAAGAGGAACCAGAAGUAGUCGAGGAGGAAUCUGAGAUGGUUACCACAUUGCUGCCUCCAGGUUGUUCGAUCUCUGACGUCACUGUCACCUGUGAAAACGCUAAACUGAUGGGUAUACCUCCACUGUCCAUCCCUGAGCUCAAAUCACUCAGCCUACAGGGCAAUGAAAUCAAAACCAUCCCUGUUGGAGCAUUCAAUGGCAUUCCCAACUUAGAGUGGAUAGACUUGGGGAAGAAUAAGAUUGUGUCAUCUGGCAUAGACCCACAAGCACUUAAAGGUCUUAAAUUCCUGUCUCGCCUGUACAUGGAUGGAAACCUUCUGGAACAAAUUCCCUCUGAGCUCCCAUCAACACUCCAGGAGCUCAAGAUAAAUGAGAACAAUCUAAAAGAAAUCGAGGAAAACAGCUUUGAAGGUCUCAGCAGUCUGGUUACUUUGGAAAUGGAGGGGAACUUGCUCAGUGAAGGUAACGUGAAUCCACAGGCCUUUAAGCCCCUCAAAGAGCUGACUUACCUUCGGCUAGGCAGAAACCAUUUCCGUUCCAUUCCUCAGGGCCUACCUGCAUCUCUACUAGAGUUGUACCUUGAAAACAACCUGAUUGAAGAAAUCUCUGAAAUGGCAUUCAACCACACCACAAACAUCAACGCCGUUGUGCUAAGACAUAAUAAAUUAGAUGAGUCAAGUAUUGCACCUUUAGCCUGGAUUAAUCACAGGAACCUGGAAUCUCUAGAUCUAUCACACAACAACUUCUACCUGGUUCCAUCCUUCCUGCCAAAGUCGCUAAUUCACCUGGUGCUGGCCGGGAAUCAGAUCGAACGCAUUCCAGGAUACGUAUUCGCACACAUGGAGCCUGGUCUGGAGUACCUCUACCUCUCUUACAACAAGCUGGACGGUGACGCUAUCGAGCCUGAGUCUUUCUUUGGCACCUUCAACACUAUGACCGAACUCUGUCUAGACCAUAACCAGCUUACGUCUAUUCCCAUGGGAAUUAAUGAGAUGACAACGUUACAUUUCCUACGACUUAACAACAACAAAAUAAGGCACAUAUCAGAAGAUGCCAUCUGUGACCCCUUGAAUGAGGAUGACUCUCAUCUAGUCGCCCUUCGCCUCGAGAACAAUUUCCUUGAUCCCCGGAAAAUCCCACCGACGGCUUUCUCCUGCGUCCGCUCCUACUCUAGUGUUGUGUUAAAGCCUCAGAGGAUUAAGUAACUGCAAGCUUCUGUGCUAUUACUAUAAACCACUAAAGACCGUAAACAUUAAUAAAGUAGAUUCCUUCUGAAAUGUGCACUUAUCAUUUUUGCCUCCCAAAAAAAGAGAAAUUGUCCCAAAAAUUGCAUUAAAUCUCUGUUUGGCAUGUUUAUUUUCAGUCUUGUUUUAUUUUAUAUUUUUUUCUUUAUUUAUAAGUCAGAUAAGACUGAACAUGAUCAACGCCUCGAGAAUCAUGUCUGAAAUGCUGUCGUUGUUCGUGCCUGUCUAGACGUGUUUUUGUAAGAUGCAUGAAUCAACUGUAUAAUAGUUUAAGAGGAGAAAAAAUAGUAGACUAUAACUUUGUAUUCUGCAUUGAAAUUGAUCUCAUUCUUGUCAACGGUAUUAAGUUUUUCUGUUGUAGUGAAGAAAAACAGGAUGGCAUGGCUUAUAAAGUGUUUAUAAAAGAAAACUCAAAAAUCAACCAAAAUCAACCUGCUUACAUAAUGCAUUUUUUUUUUAACUAAGACUGUACCAAUAAGGACAUUUACUACUGAGAGAACUGUAAUAUAUAAUUGAAAGAUAUCUACAUGGUUCAAGUCAUUUAAGUGACCAGUUUUGUAUUUGCCUAGGUUAGAAUUCAGUGGGAAAAUCAAUACAGCUUUAAUAAAAACUUUUCCAAUGUAUUUUUCUAUUCGCAUUAACACUCGUUUUAUCCAAAUGUGAGUGUUAAAUUAAACUAUUACAUAAACAGA
Molecule: messenger RNA, 3514 nt
Organism: Cyprinus carpio (common carp)
Lineage: Eukaryota; Metazoa; Chordata; Actinopteri; Cypriniformes; Cyprinidae
Gene: ecm2
Product: extracellular matrix protein 2, female organ and adipocyte specific
Biological process (GO): positive regulation of cell-substrate adhesion; extracellular matrix organization
Cellular component (GO): extracellular matrix
Molecular function (GO): heparin binding; protein binding; collagen V binding
Source: RefSeq, a predicted model, not a curated record